Messenger RNA from Suricata suricatta (meerkat), 1068 nucleotides. Its product is annotated as tumor necrosis factor receptor superfamily member 6B-like. Gene Ontology annotation, molecular function: protein binding. Bases 169 to 942 code for a protein of 257 amino acids. Lineage: Eukaryota; Metazoa; Chordata; Mammalia; Carnivora; Herpestidae. The transcript is spliced from 2 exons. The record is from RefSeq and is a predicted model, not a curated record.
GCGGGGCCCGGUGGAGGUCGUGAGCCCUCCCCAGGGGCGUGGCGAGGCCGGCCCUUCCUUGAUAGGCUGGCGCUGGCCGCCGACCGGCGAGGGUGUGGAGUGGCGACAGGUAAGGUAGGACGUGUUGUCCCAGUGUCUCCGCUCCUGGGCGCCGCUCCGGUGACUGUCAUGUGGGCACUGGAGAGGCGGGGGCCGUCGCCUGUGACCCGGCCGUGGGCACUGCCCGCCCUUCUGCUGGCUUUGGCGGCACACGGGGCGGCGGCGGCGGGGAGUGCUCUCACCUACCCGUGGCGGGACGCGGAGACCCGGGAGUGGCUGGUGUGCGGCCAGUGUCCCCCGGGCACCUUCGUGCAGCGGCCGUGCCGCCGCGACGCCCCCACGACGUGCGGCGCGUGUCCCCCGCGCCACUACACGCAGUUCUGGAACUACCUGGAGCGCUGCCGCUACUGCAACGUCAUCUGCGGGGAACACGAGGAGGAGGCGCAGCCCUGCGACGCCACCCACAACCGCGCCUGCCGCUGCCGCCCCGGCUUCUUCGCCCACGCGGGCUUCUGCCUGGAGCACGCGCCUUGCCCGCCUGGCGCGGGCGUGACUGUCCCUGGCACCCCCAGCCAGAACACGCAGUGCCAGCCGUGUCCUCCGGGCACCUUCUCGGCCAGCAGCUCCAGCUCGGAGCAGUGCCAGCCCCACAGCAACUGCACGGCCCUGGGCCUCGCCCUCAACGUGCCUGGCUCCGCCUCCCACGAUGCCCUGUGCACGAGCUGCGCUGGCUUUCCAGUGGGCACCCCGGAGCCAGGGGGGCCAGGUGAGCAGGGGAAGGGGCGGGCGAGCCCGAGGACAAGGUCAGCCAGCCCUGUUGUCCCCAGGCUGGGGCCCAGCCUCUGGGAAGGUCCUCCAGAGACUUACUUGGGGGGGGACCCUGGGGUGGUGGGGUGGCACUAGUGUGCUGGCAGGCCAUGCUACCCCCACCCCCACCUUGGGAAACAGACUCCCAGGGAGUUUAAACUGCAUCUCCCCUCCCACCCCUGGCCUCUUCCACCUCCGCACUGGGCCUGUUAGUGGGCAGGG